Argentina anserina (silverweed cinquefoil) is the source of this 1225-nucleotide messenger RNA. Its product is annotated as DNA polymerase alpha catalytic subunit-like. The transcript is spliced from 5 exons. The record is from RefSeq and is a predicted model, not a curated record. Gene Ontology annotation, cellular component: alpha DNA polymerase:primase complex. NCBI's taxonomy places the organism in Eukaryota, Viridiplantae, Streptophyta, Magnoliopsida, Rosales, Rosaceae. Gene Ontology annotation, biological process: mitotic DNA replication initiation; lagging strand elongation; leading strand elongation. The coding region runs from base 65 to 448 and encodes 127 amino acids. Gene Ontology annotation, molecular function: DNA-directed DNA polymerase activity; single-stranded DNA binding; chromatin binding.
UCAUCGAAGGUAAAAUUAUCUCUUGCAGACAGUACUUGAACUGUUUGGCAGGAAUUUCGCUAUAAUGUACUUUUUCAAUGGAAAUUUCAGUUCAAAGUUCAUUCAAGUGAAGCUGUCACAAAUGAAACUUCCAGCUAGUUCUUUUCUGUUGAUGAUGAAGAGAGCCAUCUUCAACUCCAUUGUCAAGUCAAUCAAUCAAAAGCCAACAAAGCUACAUGAAGAGGAAUCUUCUAGAGAUUUUUGGUCCAGAUUGCGUUGUCCAAAUUGCCCUGAGGAAGGCAAUGUAGGCAGACUGUCUCCUCCGAUGAUAGCAAAUCAGGUCAAGAGGCAAGCAGAAGGUUUUAUUUCGAUGUACUACAGGGGCGUAAUGAUGUGUGAUGAUGAAACUUGCAAAUGCACCACACAAGUCUCAACCUCCAGCUUGUUGGUGAUUCUGAGAUUGGAAUAGUCUGUCCAAAUUAUCCUCACUGCAAUGGGCGUAUUGUAAGAUAGUACACGGAUGCUGAUCUGUACAAACAGCUCUCAUUUUUUGUGACGUCUUGGAUACAGUACACUGCAUAGAAAAGGUAAACUUGUUACUUGCUUCUGAAGCCAUCUCUGUUAUGAUCAAGUCUUGUCCACUCAGUGAUUUACUUAUCUUUUCACUGCAACUGGAUUUGGCAGAUGGAAUCUAGGACCAGACUGCCGGUAGAGUUAGAGCUGUCGAAAAUUCACCCAAUUGUGGCUUUGGCUGCCUCAACAGUUGAAAGGAUUCGAGAUCGCUGUGCGUAUGGGUGGAUGCAGCCGAAAGAUAUUUUUGUUACGGUUUAAACUGAGUAAAUCUCAACGUCAGCGGGUUGAACUUGAGUAUUACUUCUACCUGUUGUUGAACAUGUUGAGUGCCAGACGUGUCCUUGGAUUUAUAGUGCAGCUUUGAGCUUUUCUGGUGCGUCUGUCUCCGAUCAUCGAUUUGGUUCAUCCUGGUUUCAUCCCUUCCCCGUGCUGUUUCCUUAAUGGUAUCUCACAUCAGUGUGUGUGCAGGUACUGUGUACUGGUAUGGGAAAGCAGUGACUCCAAUAAUAGUCACAACCAUAUUAGAGUCCGGCUCUCCAAGUUAGGCUUAUUACUUGGUCACUCAAGAAUCAAGAUAUAUAUCCGUGUAAUUACAUCCCCACACUAAGGAGUCUAAUAUUGGAUAUGUAACUUCUAAAGAGAUAGACUACACAUUCAGUAGGUUCUUGAGCUA